Molecule: messenger RNA, 792 nt
Organism: Erinaceus europaeus (western European hedgehog)
Lineage: Eukaryota; Metazoa; Chordata; Mammalia; Eulipotyphla; Erinaceidae
Exons: 2
Coding region: 1-792 (263 amino acids)
Source: RefSeq, a predicted model, not a curated record
AUGGAACUGGACACCCGAGGUGGACACCCCGACCCCGCACCCCCGACCCCGCACCCACGACCCCACACCUCCGACCCCACACCCCGGACCCGCACCCCCGACCCCGCACCCACGACCCCGCACCCCCGACCCGCACCCCGGACCCGCACCCCCGACCCCGCACCCACGACCCCACACCUCCGACCCCGCACCCCCGACCCGCACCCCGACCCCGCAUCCCCGACCCGCACCCCGGACCCCGCACCCCCGACCCGCACCCCGACCCCGCACCCCGACCCGCACCCCGCACGCCGACCCCGCACCCCCGACCCGCACCCCGGACCCCGCAGCCCGGACCCCGCACCCCGACCCCGCACCCCGACCCGCAGCCCGGACCCCGCACGCCGACCCCGCACCCCGACCCCGCCGCAGCCCCAGGUCAGGGUGGGAGCUGCCCGCCACCCCGAGGUCAGAGGCCGCCGCCCCCUGGCUGACAGCGCGGCCCAGCCCGGCCCCUCCUCCCGCGCCCCCGGCCGGGCCGGCGGCCGCUCUUACCGGGCGGCAGCGCAUGGCGGGGCCCGCUCGGCUCGGCCUCCUCCGCCACCCCGCGAGGCUGCCGGCCGGGGGCAGCGCCUGGGCCGCGGAGCGUCGGGUCCGGCUGCGCCUCCGCCGCCUUCUUCUCACGACCACAACAACAUGGCGGCAGCGGCCACACAGCGCGCGCGCCCGACGCAGAGCCGGGCCGCCGGCGGGGACGCGCGCGCACGCUCGGCGGAGGGGGCGGGGCCGCCCCGCGGUGGGCGUGGUCGAUAG